Adineta steineri is the source of this 1314-nucleotide messenger RNA. The record is from the annotation of a GenBank genome assembly. NCBI's taxonomy places the organism in Eukaryota, Metazoa, Rotifera, Eurotatoria, Adinetida, Adinetidae.
AUGCCUGUGCCACGAUCGAAAAAACGUGAUACAAAAUUAUAUGAUUUACUUGAAGUUUCACCAGAUGCAACAAAUGCUCAAAUUGCUAAAGCAUAUAAAAUGGCUGCUAUGAAAUAUCAUCCUGAUCGAAAUCCUGAUGCACCACCAGAAAAAUUCAAAGAAAUUUCAGCUGCUUACGAUGUUUUAAAAGAUGAACAUAAAAAAGAAGUCUAUGAUCAAUAUGGACUUGACGGUCUUAAAGAAGGCAUGGGCGCUGAAGGUGCAACUAGUUUAUUUGAUUUAUUCAUGGGUGGAUCUAGUAGACAUCAUCAUAAACAACAUGGUAAACCAAAAGGUGAAUCAAAAGUGAUUCCAUUGAAAGUUAGUCUAGAAACUAUAUAUAAUGGUGAAACAAAAUCUAUAUCAUUUCAACGUCGUGUAUCAUGUAAACAAUGUAACGGAUCAGGUUGUAAAGAAGGUAAAAAACGAGUACAUUGUCGUACUUGUCAUGGUCAAGGUGUUUGUAUGGGAAUGACUCGUAUGGGCCCUUUAACAUUUCAACAACCAGUACAAUGUCGAGAAUGCGAUGGAGAGGGUGAAAUAAUUGCAAAUAAAGAUAAAUGUCAUGCAUGUCACGGCAAUAAAAUAAUCGAAGAAACUAAAAAUCUUGAUGUUGUUAUUUUACCAGGAUGUGCAAAUGGAAAAAAAAUAAAAUUUCGUGGAGAAAAUGAUCAAUUACCAAAUGUUGAAGCAGGUGAUGUUUUUAUUUUAAUUGAACAAGAAAAACAUUCAGUAUUUGAACGUAUUAAUGAAAAUGAUCUUUUAAUUAAAUUAAAAAUAAAUUUAAAUGAAUCAUUAACGGGUUUUAAACGAAGUAUUCAACAUCUUGAUGGACGACAUGUACUUAUUCAACAUCCAGCUGAUCAACCAAUUGCACCAAAUUCAAUGAAAAAAAUUGUAAAUCAAGGUAUGAAUAGUAUGGAAACUCAUCAUACAGGUGAUUUAAUCAUUCAAUUUGAUGUGGAAUUUCCAUCAAUGAAUUUUUUUAAUGAUACAAAUAUUCUUCAGAAAUUAGAAAGUUUAUUACCAUCUAAACCAGAAUUAGAUAUUCCAUCAGGAAUAAUUCUUGAUGAAUCAUCAUCAAUGAUUGAUCAUAAAAAAGAAUCGAAUACGAAUAAACAUCGUUCUUCACAUAAAAUUGGUGAUGAAAGUAAUGAAGAUGAUAAUAAUAAUGAUGAUGAUGACCAGUAUACUGAUGAUGAUGGUGAUGAUAAUGAUGACGACGAUGAAGAUGAAGAUGGACAACCACAAGUUCAUUCAUGUCAAACACAUUAA